UCUUCCUGAUUGGUUGAGUUCACAUUGCUGCUGAUGUGGUCUUCUGAAGUUACCGUAGCUGUUUCUCCGUCUCACGGCGAUUUAUUUUGAUAUCAUAUUGAUUUAACGUAAUCAUUAAUCAUCAUAAAUAAUGCCUUACUUUCAAACUUGGGAGGAGUUUGCUUGUGCGGCGGAAAAACUGUAUCUAACAGACCCCAUGAAGGCCAGAGUGGUCAUCAAGUACAGACACUGCGACGGAAACAUCCGCAUCAAAGUGACUGACAACGCUGUGUGUUUACAGUACAAGACAGACCAGGCCCAGGAUGUGAAGAAGAUCGAGAAGCUGCACGGAAAAUUGAUGAGACUGAUGGUGUCCAAGGAGACGCACAGUGGCGCUAUGGAGACGGACUAAAGCGCUCUUGAGGAAAACACGGAUAGGACUGAAGUUCACGGUGGCGGCGGAGGUGUUUGCUGCGAGUGCAGAACCACCAGAUUGAUGGGGAGUGAAGAUGGUGGAGAUCCGAAUGUGUACACGCUUUCGAUUACAGUCAGAGAUGUGCUAUUUAUAUACGCUGUACAUCAUUCUCAGGAGGUUUUUAAAUACACUCAUCCUGCUUCUCCGCCGUCACAUCUCUGAUCGGGUUUAAAAAAUCUAAAGUCAAAUCAAAGUCUCUGAGGGAAGAUGGGUCAAAUGUACGAAAUGGACAAACAUGCUGCUGGUUUCCUUUGGAAGACCUCCAUUGUUUUCAUUUUCAAGUGAGGUGAAAAAAGAUGAGCAUUCAAGUAUUUUAUUUGGACCCAUCUCUCACUUAAUUUUUUUUUUUCUUUUCUGGACAUGUCCGACAUAACUUGAAGCAGGACCUUCUUAUUUUCUAACAGCUGAACGACUUUAAUACCAUGAGUUGAAAACAGUUAUGUAUUCAAUAAAUAUUUACUCCAGUACAUAGUUUUUUGUGGUGCUGAUAAUCUAUACACUGUUAUAUUUCAUUUUUUUCACAUUUGUCACUAUUUAGAAAUGAGCUAGUUUACCUGACAUGGGAUAGCCACGCUGAGGGACGUAUUUCGCCGACGUUGCCCGAGUGUUGCCGAAUAAACCGGAAGCUUCGCUUCUCCCGAAAAAAAACGAGAGGAAACUGAAAGAAGGGCAAAAUAACGUUUUCACGUGACGAAAACUAACUUGUAAAAACAUCAUCAUUGCUGACUUGUCAUGGUUUGAAAAAAACACCCAGAGUAACAAUACAGCUCGAAUAUAUAUACAUAGUGUGGACUACACUUUCACACUAGACCACUAUCCGGUUUGUUUACACUUAGCAUUUGCACUUAGCAUUACGUUUUAAUUCACAUACUUGUGAUUGUUUUGGGGAAACAAUGAGGUCAGGUCUUUUGGACUGUAUAUUCCAGUAAUUAAUAGCUGAACAGUGAGAUUAACAUGGCACACUGCUCAUACAAACAAUG
Messenger RNA from Doryrhamphus excisus (bluestripe pipefish), 1434 nucleotides. RefSeq names its product signal recognition particle 9 (gene srp9). The record is from RefSeq and is a predicted model, not a curated record. Gene Ontology annotation, cellular component: signal recognition particle, endoplasmic reticulum targeting. Gene Ontology annotation, molecular function: 7S RNA binding. NCBI's taxonomy places the organism in Eukaryota, Metazoa, Chordata, Actinopteri, Syngnathiformes, Syngnathidae. Gene Ontology annotation, biological process: negative regulation of translational elongation; SRP-dependent cotranslational protein targeting to membrane.